Molecule: messenger RNA, 685 nt
Organism: Triticum dicoccoides
Lineage: Eukaryota; Viridiplantae; Streptophyta; Magnoliopsida; Poales; Poaceae
Product: histone H3.2-like
Exons: 2
Coding region: 1-555 (184 amino acids)
Cellular component (GO): nucleosome
Molecular function (GO): protein heterodimerization activity; structural constituent of chromatin; DNA binding
Source: RefSeq, a predicted model, not a curated record
AUGUUUGAUGUUGCGAUCUUCUCCGAGCUAGGGAAGGUUGGUGCAGGGGUGGUUGCUCUAAAUUCUGAUGGCCAAUGUCAUCUCGAUGGCCACCAGGUUCCCUUUUAUUCUGAUUGGAUCGCCGGACGUCUGCACCAUUCGCCGGCAUCUCGAUGGACGACGCUGCUGGAUCUGGAGAACGACGUCCGCGCCGGCGAUUAUGUGACGAUAGGCGACCAGGUGAGGGUUGCAUCGUAUGCAGAUGGCGGCGUCAAGAAGCCCCACCGUUUCCGCCCCGGCACCGUCGCGCUCCGUGAGAUCCGCAAGUACCAGAAGAGCACGGAGCUGCUCAUCCGCAAGCUCCCCUUCCAGCGCCUCGUCCGGGAGAUCGCCCAGGACUUCAAGACCGACCUCCGCUUCCAGUCCUCCGCCGUCUCCGCGCUCCAGGAGGCCGCCGAGGCGUACCUCGUCGGGCUCUUCGAGGACACCAACCUGUGCGCCAUCCACGCCAAGCGCGUCACCAUCAUGCCCAAGGACAUCCAGCUCGCCCGCCGCAUCCGCGGGGAGCGCGCCUAGGUUUGGGGUCGCUGCUGUCUAGUAGCUGUUCUUGUCUUAUGAUCUGAAUGUGUUCAGAGCGCUUCUGUUUGUUGGUGUUGAUAUGAUGUACCGUGAUGCUUGAAUGAAAUUGCAAUGGAAAAGUUCAGUU